AUGCAAGAACAGGCACUACGGCUGGGUGUUGAGCUAGCUAUGGUGGUCAUCAUUCUCACCGCGCGAACAGAAGCAGAAGUCGGCACUGCCGACUUUUUGGAUGACUAA
Molecule: messenger RNA, 108 nt
Organism: Cylicostephanus goldi
Lineage: Eukaryota; Metazoa; Nematoda; Chromadorea; Rhabditida; Strongylidae
Source: the annotation of a GenBank genome assembly